This is a messenger RNA of Radiomyces spectabilis, 2737 nucleotides long. RefSeq lists its product as uncharacterized. The annotation marks the transcript as partial. The transcript has 7 exons. Lineage: Eukaryota; Fungi; Mucoromycota; Mucoromycetes; Mucorales; Radiomycetaceae. Gene Ontology annotation, molecular function: RNA binding. The record is from RefSeq and is a predicted model, not a curated record.
AUCGAAGAAUCCCGUCCUAGAAUAACUGGAUCCCAUCAUGUCACGAUUGAUUGUGAAAAAUUUACCCAAAGAUCUUACAGAGGAAAAGUUCCGUGAGCAUUUCGCCAAGAAAGGCGAAGUAACCGAUGCCAAGCUGAUGCGUACUCAAUAUGGCAGUUCGCGUCGCUUUGGCUUUAUUGGUUAUCGUACUGAAAAGGCCGCUUAUGCUGCCAUGAAGCAUUUCAACGAUACUUAUAUUAACAUGUCCAAGAUCACAGUGGAAAAGGCCAUUCCUUAUGGAUCGGAAGCUUUGCCUCGACCAUGGAGUCGAUAUACGGAAGGAUCUUCAGCGAACGAACGCAUGACGGGUGCAACGUCCAAUAAAGGGGAGCAGUUUGCUGUGGAAGAGACGGACGCUUUUAGGGAACGACAGAACAAGAAGGACGAAUUUAUCAACUCACUUCGUCCUGAAGACAAGGAUUCAAAGUUGAAAGAGUACCUGCAAGUGAUGACUUCCCGAACAAAGAGCAAAACCUGGGCCAACGACGAUGUGAAUGCGAACGAGACGUCUGUCAAGGCGAAAGUAAAGACGGCGGCUGUGGCCAAUCGAAAGACCGGUGGUGCUGGUCAAUUGUUAACGAAAACCCACGUGACGUUUGAGGAUUCAGACGAUGAGUUGUAUGAAGAUUUACCCGCCCAAAAACCAAAAGAUACCACCGAUAAUGAUGGGGACUCGGAAGAGGAAGAGGAGGCGGAAGUUGAAGAUGAAGAAAUGGCAGAAGCUGGUACGGAAGAAGAUGAAGAAAUCGGAGCGGUGACGGAUAUGGAGACGAACAAUGGAUUGGACCAAGAACCGUCCGAGGAAAAUGCAGAAAACAAGGAUACCCCGAUCCCUGAGAAGAAAGAAGAAGUGAUUUCGGAUCCAAAAAUGCUAAUUGAGGAUACGGGGCGUCUCUUUGUGCGUAAUUUAUCAUAUGCUUGCACUGAGAAGGACUUGAAAACACUUUUCUCCAAAUAUGGACCGUUAUCCGAGGUUCACAUGCCGAUCGCAAAGGAUACUAAACGGUCCAAAGGUUACGCCUACAUACUGUUUCUCAUGCCUGAACAUGCGGUGAAAGCAUUUGAAGACUUGGAUAUGAAGACCUUCCAAGGAAGAUUAUUACACAUCAUUCCCGCCAAAGAAAAACCGCAACCGCGUGAAGACGAACUUCUCGGUCCCAAUGGCACCAAACUGAGUUCUGUCAAGAAGGAAAAAGAGAAGAAGCGAAAAGAUUUGGCCGCCAGUGACUUUAAUUGGAAUUCUCUGUAUAUGAGUAGCGAUGCCAUUGCUGCGUCGAUUGCUGACCGUUUGGGAGUGGAAAAGUCCGAUGUGCUGAAUGCUGAUGCCAAUAAUAUGGCCGUACGAUUGGCGUUGGCUGAAACCCAGAUUGUGACGGAAACAAAAGAAUUUUUUGAAAAGAAUGGCAUUAUUCUGGAGAAUUUUGGCAAGAAAGAGCGCAGCGAUACUGUGAUCUUGGUGAAGAACAUUCCUUUUGGUACCAGCGAAGAUGAACUUCGUCAACUGUUUGGUAAAUUCGGUGAAUUGGGUCGAGUUCUUAUUCCUCCUGCUCGCACCAUGGCGGUGGUAGAGUUCCUAGAGCCUACCGAAGGUCGUACCGCUUUCAAGGCAUUGGCCUAUCGACGAUUCAAAGAUACAUUGAUCUACCUCGAGAAAGCGCCCACUGGCGUUUUCCGCGAUAAAUUUGAUCGUGAUCUGCUCAAGAAGAAAGAAACAGAAGAAACACCCAAGAUCCGUAGCGGUGUGGAUCUUAUUGACACGGCCAAAGAAGACGAAGAUUUGUCGGACGUUUCCACCUUGUUUGUCAAGAAUCUCAAUUUCGCUAGCACACCCGAAGAUUUACGCCGAGUGUUUGCGUCUCUGGAAGGCUAUAGAUCAUCGCGUAUCAAUGUCAAGCCCGAUCCCAAGCACCCAGGCAAGACGUUGAGCAUGGGCUUUGGUUUCGUCGAAUUCAGUACCAAGGACAAUGCCGAAAAGGCACUCAAAGCGAUGCAAGGGUACAUGUUGGACGGACAUGCCUUGGAACUCAAAUUCUCUCAUCACAAAUCAGAUACCGGUAAAGCCGGAGCCCAGAAAGCGGAAGGUACCAAAUUGGUGGUGCGCAACGUUCCUUUCGAAGCAACCUCCAAAGAUCUGCGCGAACUAUUCGGUACUUAUGGUCAGUUGAAAUCGCUUCGAUUGCCCAAAAAAUUCAAUGGCGGUCAUCGUGGUUUUGCUUUCCUUGAUUUCAUGACCAAGCAAGAAGCCAAGAACGUGUUUGACAAUAUGGCCAGUAUCCAUUUGUACGGUCGACAUUUGGUACUGGAGUGGGCCAAGGAGGAAGAUGAUAUCGAGUCCCUGAGACAAAAGACAGGCAAAAACUACGCCAAGGAGGAAAACUUUGGUGGUCGACUGACCAAGCGCAGCAAGGUGGACUUGGAUGAUGAGGGCAACGACGACAUGUUAGAGUAGUGGAGCUUUUUUUUUUCUUUCCUUUUUCUAUAAUUUUCAUUCUACCCUUUUUACUAUUGCAUCUGUUUUAUUUUAGCAUUUCUCUAUAGAAGCAAACACCGGCAUUUCUUUUUUUGGUUUUCACCUUCAAAUCGAGUGAUGAACUGCCUUUGAAAAUUGUGAUGGAACCGGACAGUGGGAAUUUGUAUGAUGAUAACUCCGUUUCUCCACGUGUCUUUUGAGGCUACCAUGUUUUUCAUGGGGGCCGUG